Messenger RNA from Dovyalis caffra, 1032 nucleotides. The record is from the annotation of a GenBank genome assembly. NCBI's taxonomy places the organism in Eukaryota, Viridiplantae, Streptophyta, Magnoliopsida, Malpighiales, Salicaceae.
AUGCCUAAUCGUCUCAAGCAUAAGCUCUCUCGUAUGAUCCCUUCAUUCCAACUCUGUAGAUCCAAAGACCCUUCUUCUUCGGCCAAAGCUCCAACCCCAGCUAUCUACAAGCUCUCUCCUUUCAACCCUAAAGCACUUGACAUCAAUUACCCUAUCCUCCCAGCCCCACCACCAUCAACGCCUUAUUACAAAUGCCAAGUGUCAAGGAAGAUCAUUUCUGUAGGCUGCAAAUGCCAAUCACGAUCUUGCCCACGCUGCUCCAUAUCAUCAGAUUGGAGCAUUGAAUCACCCGAUUUAGGACAGAAGAAAGAAUUCAAGUGGCAAGCCAAACCUCACCUAAGCAUGCCCUUUUCAUUUUCUGAUGAGAGUGGGGAUAUGUCACCCUUUAUGGUAACUGGAAAAAACAAAAACAGAGGAAUUAAUAUCAAGAAAAGCAAGGACAAAACAAGUGUUUUGUCUGUUGAUACUACUGGGUGCUUGAGCAGUACUGAUGUUGCUGAUGAAGAAACUGAAAACCUACUUUUUUCUUCAAGAAGUUUCUCAUACGAUUCUUCUUGUGAAUUCAGCCAUUCAUUGGAUAGGGUGACCAAGAAAUCAUAUUACGAAACUUUUAAUAAGUCUAUAGGAAACAAAAAAGUGAGUAACAUAAAGAAAAUAAAAAAACUUGGACGCCAUGUUUCAUUAAGCAAGUGGAAAAGAUCAAAGACUGUACUGUCUCCGGAGAUUCCUUCUCCAGUGAGGUCAUCUGUUUUGAAGCGUAUGAUAUCAUGCAAGGUUGAUGGGAAAGUGAAGGAGAGCGUGGCGGUGGUGAAGAAAUCACAUGAUCCAUACCGGGACUUUAAGAGGUCUAUGUUGGAGAUGAUAUUAGAAAGGCAAAUAUUUGAGGCUGAGGAUUUAGAGGAACUUUUACAGUGCUUUUUGUCUUUGAAUUCGAGAAAGUAUCAUGGAGUUAUCGUCCAGGCAUUCUCAGAGGUUUGGGAGAUCGUGUUCUGUGAUUCUCCUGUAAAGAAGACAGCUUCUAUCAGACAUUAG